This is a messenger RNA of Ictidomys tridecemlineatus (thirteen-lined ground squirrel), 9859 nucleotides long. The record is from RefSeq and is a predicted model, not a curated record. NCBI's taxonomy places the organism in Eukaryota, Metazoa, Chordata, Mammalia, Rodentia, Sciuridae.
AAUAUGAUUUGUUUUUUAAAGGGAGGGGUGGAGGUAUUUUGAGCCAGACAGGACCCUGACAGAGCAGCCUUCACCAAAUGCUUGUGUCAGGAUACUUUUUCUCCCCUGAGGUCCUGCUGGGCUGAGGCUGCCUCUAGCUUAGAGGUUGCAGGUGUCUCAAAGAAAAGCAGUGUUGCCCCACCCAGCCUUCUUUUCACCUACCUCUUUGCUAAAUUCCAAAGUUGUAAAUGUGUCUUCUAGGACUCAUGGUAUUCUGGAGCUUUCAUUUUAGUUUUAUCAUUAUCCUAGAGUUGUAAAUAUCAAAGAGUCAGUGGCUUUGUGGGGUAAAGAAAAGUCUAAAGCCCUGCUUUGCUUUUUAGCUCCAAGUAGGACCAGCCCUCACUGAGAGUCUCCACCCCUGUGUGGGAGCCAAGGUCAAGAGGAGCAGUGACUAUGCAGGGACAGUCUCUGGGUCAUCCGUGGGAGGAGAGUCCCUUAAGAUUUUAAGGAGAUUUUCCUGAAACAGCACUCACUGUUCAACAGAAAUUACAACAUGAGCCACGUGUGUUUUAAACUUUCUAGUAGCCAUGUUGAAAGAGGCAAAAGAAAUGAAUUUUAUCAAUAUUUAACCUAAUGUGCCCAACAUUUAUUAUUUUGACAGGUAAUUGAGGUAAAAAUCAUCAAGGAGCUGUUUUACUUUAUUUGGUUCUAAGUCUUUCAAAUGCACUGCAAUGUAUACUUUAUACACAACAUAUCAAUUCAGAUGCAAUUGAAUUUCAUAGGAAAUACUUGGUCUGUAUUAAGGUAUCUGAAGAUUACAGUUGAAAAAGCAGAUUCACACACCCUAAUUGUUCUAGACACACUUGAAAAUUUUCCAAAAUUUGACUCCAUUAUCAAGUUUUUAAUUUAAGUGGAUUUAAAUGAAAAAUUAAGCACCUCAACUGCACUAGUCACAUUUCAUGUAUUUGUUCACCUUCUGUGCCUGGUGGCUUCUGCACUGGACAGUUUCAGUGUAUGAGGGUCUCUCCAGAAGCUCCUUGUCCCUUGUGACACCCACAGAAAGCAAGACUGAAGGAACUUUACUUUGCAUAGUUAGACCAGUCUCACUUCUUCACUGAGCCAGAAGUCUGUGGGGAUCUCCUUUAGACAAUCAGGUGCUGACUGCCUAUUUUUCCAACAGUGAUGCUAAGCCUCAGGAGGGCUGAAUUGUAUAAUUCCAACUACCUGUGUUAGAGCCAGAGCUUCUGCUGGUACCCAGGCCAGUGUUCCUCCUCUUCCCCCAGGACUCCAUUUUGUGUCCUUCCAAACAAACACCCAGUAGUGACUCAGGGGAGAUGAAGGAUGAGCUCUUCCCUCCCUCACUUGACUAGGCUUCAGCAUUCUGCCCACCUAAGGUUGGUUGUCCUUGAAGAGACGUGGGACACCUGGAGGCAUUAAAAAAAGCACUGGCCUGUGCUGCUUCUCAGUUCUUUUGGCAGAGCCUUUCCUCUGGCAGAGCUGCACGUGUUCCAGGCACAAGCCAGUUUCCACUCCAUGGGUUUGGAGGUGUAGUUAGAGGGACAUUUUGUACUUAGGAACUCAGCAGCUGCCCCAGCAAUGUUUUCCAUUUUCUGCCCUAUAGUUGCCACCAGUCUGGCCUGGGCCCCAGUACCUUGCCUUCAGGAAUCACAUCACAAGUGGGGGACAAGGCACUCAUUCAGUUCUAGCAAGGGUCUCUGUGGGGUGCACCCCUCCUCACCCAGCAGCUCCAGCUACUUAGCUGAUAUGGACUCAGAAUCCAAUACUGUGCUCUCCAGAAUUAUUAGAAAACUUUUUUCUUCCUAGCUUACAUGCUCAAAAAUAUUCAUUUAUAUCAGAACUUGGAAUGGUUCAUCUUUGGGGACAUAACUGUCAUACUGCAGUAGGUCAUGCAAAUUACACAGCCCAUUUAAAAAAAUUUUUUGUAGAUGGAUACAAUAUUUUUAUUUUAUUUUUGUGUUGAGCCUCACAUGUGCUAGGCAAGUGCUCCACCACUGAUCUACAACCUCAGUCUGCUGAGCCCACUUUUAAUGUCUUACAUGGACCAUACAGCCAAAUUUAAGUUCUCAUGCUAGAGCUCCAGCUUUCAUGAUUUGGCUAUGUUGCUUUCCAGAGGUUUCAGGAAGACUGGUUAUGCAAGUAAUACUUCCUGUUUACCCACUUUUAAUUAAUGGCUGAGGAUGAUGAAUUGUGACCACAAAGUAUCCUAAUGUCAUUUACUUAAAAUGUUUUACCCUUGUGCCAAACAAUUGGAACAGUCUUGUUUGUACACAAGUUAAACCCAGCAAAAUUCUCAUCAGCUACAUCUCUCAACUACUUUCAUAGCUGAAGAUGAUUAUUCUGAAUGUAAAAGGUCAAGAGUCUGAAGUUAUUCAAAGCUGAUUCUUGCCAUAAGAACUGAGUAGUGAGGUUCUUUUCACCAUCCUUGGGUAAUCUCAUCCAUUCUUAUGGUUUCUAUCCCCCUUUGUGUUGAAAAGUCCCAGCUCUGCUUCUCCAGCUAAUGCCAUACUCCUGAACUCCAGUGUCUCAUAUUCAGCUGCCUACUAGACAUCUCCAGAUGCAUUAUCAUGCAGACUCCCCAAAUGCAGCAUGUCCACAAUGCCCAACCUGUUCUUUCUGCAAUACUAUUUCCCCUAAAUGUGCCACCAUCUCUUAAUAGGCCAAAUCAGAAACCCAGUCUGUCUCCCCACUCUGCCCUUAACUUCUGCCUUCCAAAGCCUUGCAGGUUCUGGUUCCUGCUUAGCCUGCAGUCUGCUCUUAUCACCUUCCAUCUGGAUUUUGAGCCACAUUCUCGCUCAUCUACAGGCUUCCAUAGUGUUCCUUAUUGUUUUCCCCUCCCUGCCUAGUCUUGUCUACUCCUCAAGGUUAAAGCCUUACUGCAGGGGUACACCCAGGAAGGUCGAGGACUGUCCAGUAUUCUUCCUGCAUGGCUUCAUCCCACCAGGUUGUGUCACCUGCUGUGGGAGGGCCUUGUUCACUGCCAUCUCCCCUGUGCUCAGUAUAUGCCUUAUACCUAAUAGGUGCCCAGUAAAUAUCUGUAGAAUAGUUGACCUAGACAGAGAAGUUUGUGCCAAGUACAUAUGUGCUAAGCAUAUUGCCUGCAUUAACCCAGUUAACAAAAGUAAGAUCAGGGUGACUUUUUAUAAGAUGGUCUUGGCAAAGUCCUGGGGAAGUUGUCUUCAACUAGGGUGAGAGUGAUGAAAGACAGUAGGUAGAUUUGAGCUACCUGUGCAGCCCAGAGUUCACACAGCUUGCUGGUAGUUUGGAUGAGAGCUGAGUGGGCAGGAGCCAGCAAAAGGAAUGAAGGAACUGUUUGGCUCUCUGCCUCAACGACUGCCGGGGCAACUGCUGCUUACUGAGAAGAGACAAAGAGCAGUGUUGAUGAAUAAGUGUGUGUGGGGGAAAUUGAAAUUCAUUUUGAUAUGUGAGCAGUUUGAUAUACUAUCUAGUAACCAGGUAAAAAUGGGUAAAUAAAUCUGCAUCUCUGAUAAGAUCAAGCAAACUGGAUUUCCUCCUUUAGAACUCCCUGAGGUAGGAACUCUUAACAACUGAAGUCACAUAGCUUCUAUAUCUCAUAGUGAGUAAGCAGAGAGCCAGGGUUUGAACCCCCUCCUGAGCUGCUCCACAGGGAAUGGUGUCUCCAGCUCCACUUGCUGCCCAGCUCAGUUUUCUCCAGUGUAGAUCUCUCCAAGCCAGAUAUAGGAAUUGUCUUAGAGGCCAGAGUGUGCAGUGCUUGUAGAUUUUAAAUGUAGUCAUAGACAAGAAGUACAGGAUGGAAGGGAAACAGAGCCAGGGGAAGACUGGGGCCAGGUAUAAUUGUGGUCACAUGGCACAGUUUCUAUGUUCACUGGAAGACUUCUGGGCAUUGGAGCCUUAUAUAACAAGAUCCUUCAUAUGUAGUUUUGCUUAUACCAGAGAGGUACUACUGUCUGAGAUAAAAAUGGUGUGUGUGUGUGUGUGUUUUGACAGUGCUGGUGAUUUAGUCCAGGGCUUCAUACAUGCUUAACAAGAGCUCUACUACUGUGCUAUACCCUAAGCCCUGUAGUUUGAAAUAUAUUUUUCAAAGUCAUCCCUUAAAAAAGCACAAGUGUGUCAAAAACAACUCCUUCCUUUUUAUUUUAAGAUAAUGUGAAGGUUGCACUUGGAUACUCAAUUCAUGAUUUUUUAUAAAUAAGAAAUGUUGCAUGUCUCAGGUUUGGCUCCUGCAGGAAGAGAAUAGCUGUAGAAUGUAGGCUAAAGUGUGUGCUUUCAUCUUAGGGUAUGUGUGCACUUGUAAAAUGUCCACAUAGAAAUAUAUGCUGAUUUGAAAUAACCUCCUCCUUCUGUUUUGUUUUAGGGAUGAUGAUUCUUAUUACUUCUCACCUAAGUUGAAUAAGCACCCUGUGCACUUUAAUCACCUGUCUGCGCUGUUGGGCUAACUGAAGAUAGGAUUUUGAAAUCUCAGCUAUAAAGACACCCAGCCAAAGUCUCAAUCUUGCCUUAAUAAUGUUCCAGAGGCUGAAUAAAAUGUUUGUGGGUGAAGUUAAUACUUCUUCCAACCAUGAACCAGAAUUUAGCGAGAAAGAAGAUGAUGAAUGGAUUCUUGUUGAUUUCAUUGACACUUGCACUGGUUUCUCAGCAGAGGAAGAGGAAGAAGAAGACAUCAGUGAAGAGUCACCUACAGAACACCCUUCAGUCUUUUCCUGUUUACCUGCAUCUCUGGAGUGCUUGGCUGAUACAACUGAUUCCUGUUUCCUCCAGUUUGAGUCCUGUCCAAUGGAGGAGAGCUGGUUUAUCACCCCUCCCCCAUGUUUUACUGCAGGUGGAUUAACCACUAUCAAGGUGGAAACGAGUCCUAUGGAAAACCUUCUCAUCGAACACCCCAGCAUGUCUGUCUAUGCUUUGCAUAACUCCUGCCCUGGACUCAGUGAGGCCAGCUGUGGGACUGAUGAAUUUCAUAACCCAAGUAGUCCCAGAGUGGAAGCCCAAAAUGAAGUGGGGCAACACAUCCACUGCUAUGUUGCAGCUCUUGCUGCUCAUACAACUUUUCUGGAACAACCCAAGAGCUUUCGCCCUUCCCAGUGGAUAAAAGAACAUGGUGAAAGGCAGUCUCUGAACAGAAAUAGUCUUCGUCGCCAAAAUCUUACCAGGGAUUGCCACUCCCGGCAAGUCAGGCACAGUGGCUGGGUGGUUCAUCAGCCCUGCCCGCGUCAGUACAAUUACUAAGAAUUUCAAGUUUUGCUGGUUGGUUUCUCUUGGUUUGUGCACCUGUGUGGGAAUGUACGUAUAUGUACAAUGAAAAUGCUGUCUCUUUAUAGCCAAUUGAUGACCAAUCACAUAGUUUAUCAGUGUAUUUAGACACUAUCUUAAAAACCAGAUUUCUAUGCUGUGUUUCACAUAAUGCCUUGCUCCUAACAUGUACUUUUUUGUAAAAUUUUUCAGGAUAUUUUUGGAAACAUAUCAAUACAAUUACAGUGUUUGGUGUUUGGGGAUGUCUUUAAAUUUAUUAAGGUGUACACAGGUUAGUCAGCAAUUUAAAGACAUUUCUUCCCCCAAGUGCAAGAAUAGGCAUCUUACAAUUUUCAUUUUAUUUUGUAUUACUUAAUCUUUUGAGUAAGCAAAAAUUUAUUCUCAGGGUCAGCCAUACACUUUAUUGACCAGUACUUGAUAAUCUUUUCUGUAUAAUAUGAAUACAUUUUUACACACUAACAUGAGCAUUAACAGGUGAUAGUUGCCAUUGGAUAUAAUGGAAUUAUGGCUGGACUUUCUUUUGAAAGAAAACUUGAUAUUUUCUGUAUGUGAUUAUUUUUUUCCAGAUUAGUCAUGCAGUUCAUUGUGGAAUUCAGGUACAUUAAGCUUUAGUGAACAGUCAUUCAGCAAUUCCGAUGGGACUAUGGAUGUGGUACAGAUCAGGUGUCAUGGACAAAAGCACUGUCUCAUGUGCAGAGGGAAGAAAUUAGACCUGUGAAAUUAUAGUUGAAAAAACCCAUGUCUAUAAGUAACCCAUUAGUCCAUAUUUAAGUUGUUUGGAUUCUUUCCUGCCAUCUCUGCUCACUCCUCCUCAUAGCAGCUAUAAAUUCAGAUGUACUUGUCCAGACACUUGAGUGACUUUUCAUAUUUCUAUCUGCCCACAAGAAAAGCGAUGGACUUCUUAUUUCUAGACACAGUGAAAACCCUCUGACAUGGAGCUGGUCUUGCCAAGGGGCAAGCAAGGGUGAAGAGGGAUUCUGGUGAUGUCUUCAUCGUGCCUGUGAGAAGAGUGACAGGUGGCUUCCUUGAGCUUUCAUUUUUUGUUUUAACUUCAGGCAAAAUCUUGAACCACUUUGGCCUCUGUUUCCUCCACAACAGGAGAGUAGUAACAUUUACCUCCCUCACAGGGUCGUUGUGAGGAUCGCAUACUGAUGGGAAAUGGGGCUGUCCACAACUGAACCUCGUGUGAACUUCCAAGGGCCUUUCUACUGAAUCUAGUGAUGGCGGGCUGUCGCAGUUCUUCUGCCACCAUUGUUCUUCACAGUGUUGGUGCUAAUGAGGCCAGGGUGCAGGGUUCAACUCACACGAAGGCCAGUUAACUCGACACAGAAAAAUCUAUUUCCGUACCUCUAGCCAGUUGCUUCAUUUUUUCACUCUGGUGAUGGCUUCUUCGGAACUGUCCACACCCUUGCUAGCUUCCUCUGAAAUUAACUUAAAUGCAUUCACGGUUGAAAGCUCAUGCUACUCACAAAACAGUAGCACUGCCUGCACGAUCAGCCUAUUUGUCCAUCUCCUCUGCAACCCUAGUAGAUGAGCACAUGUCUAUGAAAUGUUUUCAAGGAAAAAGCAGCAUAAAGUCCUGUGAAGUAUUAUAUUUUCGUUAACCCUGCAGCAGCUUGAUGCAGGGAACCCUGGGAGACUUCCAGGGAAGAGCUGUGCUCUUUUCUGACACGACUGGGGCAUUUGAGUUGGAAAAGGUCAAACAUGUAGUUAGUUGGUGGUUUAGAUUGUUCUUCCACUGGCUGUGAUGAAGUGCCAGACGUCUCUUUAGAACAAGAGUCUAGAUCCCCCUUCUUUCUUUAUUCCCCUUUUCUAAGGAUUUCCCCUUUUAUUUAUUUGUUUUCUAAUUAGGGGCCAAGUCUGUAAAGUUUUGUCAAACUGAGAAGUUAUUUGUUAAUAUUUGUGUUUAUCAGAGUUGGGAGAGUUUUCAUGAAAGUGUGUGUGUUACACCGCGUCUGUUCUACUCUGGUGACUCGAAAACAAACCAGAGAGGUGUCUUUUGGACCUAAACUUCUGCCUUCAUGGGGCCACUUUCAUACAGUGCAUGAGAGUCGUUAGUACCCCACAAGCCACAGAAGUUCAGUCAUGAGAAUUUGUUAGGCGGCAUGAACAGAUUUGUAUAUAAAACUGCAAUAAUUUUUUAAAACUACUUUUUAUUUCAGACUUCUUGAUACCUUAAAUACAUUUAUGUCUCUAACAGUUAUUGACUUUUUGUUUGCCUUAUCUGGGCCUUGUUUUUUUAUGCUUUGUACCUGGAAAACAAAAAAAUUCAGUCACUGGGACUUUUUUUUUUUUUUUUUUUUUCAGAAUUAGGAUUACCAUACCACCUGUGAUGAAAGACUGUGGUUUUGUGUCAGUAUCUAAGAUUUCUGUCUAAAAUUGGUACAUGUAAGAAUUGAAUAAAAUGGUUAUAUAAUUCAGCUGAAAUUCUUGGUCAUGAGAUGUUUAAGAGGUAUUGACCAUGUGUAAGACAUAAGGCCAACAAAAGAAUGAUGUUGACUUAUUACAUAUUCUUUAAAACAUGGCCAAAAAGCAUUUUGUGAAUUGAUUGCUAUUUUUGCUAUUGUGAUUAUUAGUGGUUUACAAUGCAUAUUUGUGCAUAUUACUUAAAAGUUCAGGCAGUGAGAAAUAAGAUUCCUCUGAAUUUGGGAGCUCUGACUGUUUCUAAACUGAUACCAUAGAAUGUUACUUGGAAAAAGUCUGGAAUGUGUGGUGCACACAGGCAGUGCUUCAUGAAUAGAUUUCCGACUUUUUAUAAUGCACCACAUUCCUCAAAGUUUAUAUUUUCAUUAGUAAAAUAUUUUAUAAUGUGUACCCUAUGUUUAUUUUUCUUCCUCAGCUAAUCAAAUUAUUGUCUGCACUAUAAGUUGAAGAUUAGCUAUCUGUUAUUUAUCUUCUGUAGCAAUGCAUUUAUAUGGCUGGGUGGGUGGGAAGUUUUUUGCAGAAAAUGCAAAAUGAUUUAGACUUCCUGUUACAGGGAGAUAUCUCUCUCUCUCUCUCUCUCUCUCUCUCUCUCUCUCUGUCUCUCUCUCUCUCUCUCUCUCUCUCUCUCUCUCACACACACACACACACACACACACACACACACGCACAAACACAUUAAUUUCCUGUAUAUUUUUCCAAUUCCCAUACAGACUGUUCCUGUUUACAUACCUUCUCUGUUCUAUCAGUUCUUUGAUUCUAGCAAGAAGAUAGUUUACUUAAAACUUGAGAGGGCCAUUCAGCAUUACCUGUUGUUUUUGCUUCUCAGAUCUGUAUAGUAGACUGGUUUUGUAAUGCUAGUUUGUUGAAAUUUGAAUUACCUUGCUCUCUCUUCCUCCUUAAGGAAAUAUAUUAUCUUUUUUAUAUUCUUAAGAAAAAAGAGCAAGGAAGGACAUCUUCAUUAUUCUUAUUUUCUUUGAGUUGGAAGCAAAAAAUGAAGGAACCCAACUAGAAGACAGAUAUCUGCAUUUAAAUAGAUUAGUGAGAAAAGUUUCCAAGUAUUUGUUUCUGUUUUCAAAUCAGUUAAGAGACUGCUCCUUGUACUAGGAGAUACUAGUAUGUUUGUUAUGUUACCUUGAAAUUAUCUUUUAUUUUAUAAGGCCCAUAAAUACUAGUUAGACUCUUUUAAAGAUGGGUUCCUAUCAUGGAUAGUUUCACAGCUAUCAGCCAUGCUGAUGUAUUAUUAAUGACAUCCCUAUGUACUUAUUUUAAAGCUUAAAAUUUUAUAUAAAAUGCUUUAUUUAGAAAACUUACAUAAUAAAAUGGUGUCAGUCUUGCCAUGUAGCAAUUUCACUUGAAAUAUGACACCAAUUAAAGAGGUUUAAGUGGAGGAAAGGGGUACCUACAAGGUACAGAUCAGGAGAACUUUUCUUUGCAACAGUAUCCUUUAUGUGGAAAGAGAAGUUCCUGUUCAGAGGAAGGCAGCUUAUGUGGAUAAUGUUUGUAUAUUGUUGAAAAAUUUCCUUAUGACAUUUUUUAAAAUGUAUAAUUGUUAAAUGUCCAAUUUUGCUCUGUAUUUACCUGAAGUUUUAGUUUUCUAGGUGGACUUGUGUAAAAAAACCAAACCAGUACUUAGAGUACUUGGGGAGGUUGGUGUGUGUUCAGGCUUGGAGUGUGUGAGUGGUUUUGUUUGCCUUUUGGUUGUUUCCUCCAGAGGUUUUGAACUUUAAUUAAUAAUUGUGUGUGUUAUUUUUUAAAAAGUGGAUUUAUGUUUUCCUCAAAUAAAAUGGUGAACACAUUUGCUUUUCAAGGGCAGGGCAUAAGUUAUGAAGACUGAAGAGUGUUGUAGAUUGUACUAUGUGCCUUCUUAAUGUAUUCCUGGACACCUUUUUUUUCAUCAACUUGAAAACUCAAAAGGGACAUUUGGUUAGGUUAUAUACUGUACAUCAAUCUAUGCAUAAAUGGCAGCUUGUUUUCUUGAGCCACUGUCUAAAUUUUUUUGUUUUUAUGGAAAUUUUUUAUACGGAUUGGUUCAUAGAAGGUCAGUUUUAUACAGAGUGAACAAUACAGCACUUUGCCAAAAAUAAGUGUAGCAUUGCUUAAACAUUGUGUAUUAAUACCAGUUCUUUGUAAUUGGGUUCAAUAGUGCAUUUUGCACUGUCUGGAGUUAUAGUUUUUAUUCUGUCAGUAAAUAAAAUGUCCUUUAACGUCA